AUGAUUUCCGAUGAUAAGCCGCUGGGACGACCACCGAUGCUCCAGAGUAAAAAGUCAACGCAUUCGUUUCUUUCAUCGACCGCUGGCCUAAAUCCCGCCUCUUUUUUGGGUACCGAUGCCACCACUGCAGUCACUUUGGCUAGCUCGGAUCAAGCAGAAAUAGCUAUCUUCGAGGAAGGCCUGGGUCUUGCUAAAACGACUCUGAGUCGUUCUUCUCGUUCGGUGAGCCCUCAACCAUCUUUCAUGGUCCUGCCGCCUCAGCUGGCGCUGGAUCCCCUGCCAUUUGUGGAGCUUCUCCAUGAUUUCGUAAACACAAGCAUUGCGAAAACAGAUGAUACCUACAAAGGAUCAAAGCCAUUCAACAUUCUCACAGAAACAGAAGAGGACAUUGAUGAAUCCUAUUUAGAAGAAAAGGUGCAUAUUUCCAAGAAGGGAGAGGGAUUUACAGCUAAGCUCAAACAAUUUUUCAUUCUUUCGUCAGCAGGCAAGCCUAUUUAUUCAAUGAAUGGUGAUGAUGAUGUUCUACUAGGUUAUAGUGGGUUGAUAACGACAAUUGUGGCCAGUUUUGAAGAUGGCACUGACCUGCUGUUCCGUAGUAUAUCACAAAAUGGCUUUCGCAUGGUCGUAAUGAACAAAUCACCUUUGAUACUAGUGGCUAUUAGUCGAGUAUCUUACGAGCUAAUGCUCGAUCUGAAGUUGUUGGAGAGUCAACUCUCUUCGGUGUACAACUAUCUCUUGGCUGUCCUCUCUGCACCUGUAAUCACUAAAAGCUUUCACAACCGAAUGAACUACGAUCUCCGCCGUGUUUUAUCAGCACAGGAUCUCAAAACUUUGGAUAUUUUGACUUCCAUGCUUACGUUCGGAUUCUCCGACACCACUGACGAUGAAAACAAAAGUUAUACUGUUGAUCCUUCCAUGUUCAUUUCCUCGCUUCUCGAUGAUGCAGUGCAAUGUGCUCGUCUCUCAAGCACACUUCGAGCGAAGCUCGAUGAUAUCUUCGUGUCUUGCAAAAGACUCAAGGUCAAUUUACCUCAAUCUGAAGCGACACCAUUUCUUCAAGGUAAACUUUACACACUGGAGACUACUAAACUUUUGGCAUCGGAUCUUUUGUUUGCAUUUCUCAUAUAUGAUAACAAGAUUGUCAGUCAUUUACAUCCAAAAACACAUUGCCUCGAAAACAAGGACAUCUCAACCUUACUAUUGAUGCUUUCGCAACUAAGCCCGGCGGGUGAGUCGAAAAACGUCCAAGAGGAGCCUGACCUUUGGUUCCCAAUCUGCUUGGCGAGAUUCAAUGACUCUGGAUUUCUUCAUUGUUAUGUAAGACACCUUCAUUUGCCGAAUCUAAGUAGACCAUUGACACUCCUUCUUUUAAGCGGCAACAAAAACUCAUUUUUUGAGAUGAAGCAGAGUGCCAAUUACAUUUUUGCAAAAAUUUGCAAGAGCAAAACUCUUUCUUCUUCGCUACCAGAAGAGUUGGCACAGGGAUACCUCCCUUUGACCUCGGUUUUAAAAACUCCGCAAGUGAAGCAUUUUAUUUAUAAGCGCCGAAAAGCAAAUCAGUAUAUCAUGGACCCACUCACUUUUUCAAAGGAUACCUUUGAGAAUAUCGUCGACUCAAUGUUCAUACUCUAUCUCUAUACCGCGCUUUCCAGCAGCAAAUCAGAAGAGGUAAGAGUCGGGGCGUCGAUGAAAAAGCUCACUUACACCCGAUGGCAUCUUAAGGAGGGAUUUACAGGAUUUCUUCUUGCAGAUGAAAAGUAUGAACUAUAUUGUCUAUGUAAAGGAUUUGUUACCUCACUGGUAUUGAUUGAACAAAGUCUCCGUAUUGUCAACUGGUGUGAAAAUUAUCGGAAAAGACUUUUUAUUGGACCUGGCGUCCAAUUUUGA
Messenger RNA from Australozyma saopauloensis, 1887 nucleotides. RefSeq lists its product as uncharacterized. Gene Ontology annotation, biological process: protein targeting to vacuole; vesicle-mediated transport. The transcript has a single exon. Bases 1 to 1887 code for a protein of 628 amino acids. Lineage: Eukaryota; Fungi; Ascomycota; Pichiomycetes; Serinales; Metschnikowiaceae. Gene Ontology annotation, cellular component: fungal-type vacuole membrane; Mon1-Ccz1 complex. The record is from RefSeq and is a predicted model, not a curated record.